ACUCCAUAAAACUACAGUUCCCACAAUGCGUUGCGCCUCCGCCGCUUUCCUUUCAAGAUGGCUGCGCUGAGCAGUAAGUGCCCCAACUGUGUCUCUUUUUCUCUUUCUCCCUACUUAUUCGGCUGGUGGGUUCGUGUCUUUUGAGUGGCGCGGGGUUCGUGGAGGGGUUCCCCCCCUUUGCUAGAGGGAGCCAGAGUUAUGGCAAUGAGUUUUAAGUGGGGAUCCGUUUUUGGCCGGGUUGUAAAGAUAAACAAGGACUUUCAAAUUGUUAUGAGGAUGACCUUCUUAAGUGGGUCGGUGGAGAAGGAACGUGGCGGAGUCUUUAGGGCACGUGCAAACUGUGUGCACGGGGGAGGGUUGCCAGGUGGUACACGAGUACUUUGUGUAUUUUCAGUCUACCACGACCAUAGUGUUGGAAGGGAUCACAAGAGGCAUCUAGCUCAACCCAUUGCAGAUACUGAAAAUCCGCUACAGAAGCAUUUCUGAUAGGCAGCCACAUUCCCUCUGCUUUUAAACCCCUAAUGAAGGAAAAGCGACCUGUAGGUGCUCACUCAGUCCUGAGCACAAGACACGUUACAAAACCUGUUCUCUCAGCUAUCUUGUGAGCCAAGUGUGGUGGCAACCCCUUUCACACUUACCAGGGGUUAAGCCUCAUUGAACUUGGUGGGACUUAACUUCUGAAUAGAUUUUCAUAAGGUUCCACUGUCCAUCCAUUAUUUUUACUUACUUAAAAAAAAUAUGUUUCAGCUUUCCCAUUAAUAAUGUGUCUAAGCGGUGUGCAGUAUUAUAAAUGAUCAGAAAAACCAAGAGCAAACAUUGGAAGCAGGAGCAAGAAUAGCUCCGGAGAAAGAAAAGUGUUCAUCCGGCGUGUAGGCACCAAGCAAGUAUCUUGUUGUUCGAAAGAUGCAGUGCCUACAUAGAAAAGGCUCCAAUUCUGGUCACCACCUUAGAAAAGUUGGGGUACCUAGAACAGAGCCUCUAUAAUUAAAGUCUUAAGAUGCCACUGUUGUUUCAAUUUUUCAGAUGGGAAAAGUGAGGCGCUGAAUGACAGAUCUGCUCACGGUCUCCCAGUUGAGGCCUAAUUAGUGCCUCGUGCAACUCCUGGUUCCCAACCCUCUUAAAUUAUGAAUAAAAGAUGCCCCAAAAUCUGUCCUUUGUAGAUCUGCCUGCACAAGCCAACUCCCUACUUUGCCACUAGCAAGAAGACACUGUUUUUUAAAAGGAGAUGCUGGUCCUGCCAUGUUGGUAAGCUGCAGGGGCAGGCAAAUAUUAGAUGUGAAAAAUUCCUAUCCUCCCAAAUACUCUGAUAGCCUUCUCCUGUUAUAACUUAUUAGGCCUCCAAACAUUGUCAGAGAAGCAAGAAUUCAAAAUAGUUCUAAUAAGUGUGCAUACUUCCUUAUCCCACAGAAAUUAUCCCAUUUCUGAAAAAUGCAUGGGGAAAGGAUCCAGUUGUCGUUCUCUCUUUCGGCAUUGGUUUUAUGGGUGAGUUUGCAUUACUUUUCCCUGCAGCCCAGGAAUCCACUUUCUUACUUAAUGCAUUUUUGCAGUUUGCUUGUGGGUGCUGUGUACGGGGUCCCAGAGCUUGUCACAUCCAGACACUGACCAGGGCCAGUCCUGCUUAGCUUUAGAAAGGGUGCUGCACUAUGGGUCUUCAGACCACAUCCUUGGUAUGUUAUUGACCUAGCCCCCAAUUUCUGGCCUUACACAAUUUGCAGCAUACAACCCAUACUGCAGUGGCAUCACUGUCAAAUUGUACUUUUUCAGAAACAUACCGAAUUUAUUCCAUGUGUGGACUAAUGCGUAGCGAUUGUUUUCAGGUAUUGGAGAUAUCAAGCAGACUUUCAGAAAGGUGCAGCCAGAUCAAAGAGAGUGCAGUGGGGAUGUUUUUGGGACUGCAUACUCUACCAGGAAACUGAAAUAAAUCCUUUGUGUAGGCUAGGGACAGGGAACCUGUGGCCCUCCAAUGACUCACAAUUUCUAGCAGUAGGGUUAUAAGUUUUUGGUGUAGCAAAUGAGGGCCUUUGUGGAUGAUGUCAUUAAGAGCUAAGGGCUAAAAUUUGUUGCUUUGUGAUUUUUAAAUAUUUUUUUUCAAAAACACAACUAAAAAUUCCUUCACAUAGUAGCAUUCCCACCAUAGAUGCUAACUUCUUCCCCUUUUCCCAGAGUCUCUCCAGCAGUCUGGAGAGAUGUUGGGUUGAUUCUUUUUAAUUUAACUGGAACCCAGUGCCAUCUAUGUAUUAUUUUAAAAGUAGAUGCUUGAACUUUUGUGGGCAUAAUUUUAAAUGGAGCUUUGCCUCAGAGAGCAUUUGUCCUCAUGUAUCUCUUGUCCUAAGUCAAUUUCCCAUACUCUUUUCAAGCCUAGUGUAUUACCAGUCCAUUCUGAUAGGAGUGCCUUAUAAAUGCUAGAUAGCAUUCUUUUGGAGUUGGUGUUUGCCCAUGACGAUGUUAGUGGCCAAGUAUUAAUGCCUGAUUUGAGUUGUUGUUGAGCAAAAGAGCACACUUGGUAUAGUUGAAACCAAUUAGGACAAUUAUCAUCUAGUAUUUGGCAUAGCUUGUCUGUUAAUGGUUUAUUAUUUUUAUAAUAAACCAUUGACAGCAGGUCACAUAAUCUAUAGAUACCCUUUUCUCCCAGUUAGAGAAUUGCCGGUGUUUAUCUCUGUAUUUAAAAUCAGUAUGCUCUAUUAUGGGUGUUCCCCUCCCCUGAUAUAGACAAAGGGUAGCCAGAAGAUACGAUUAGGAUUUGUUGGUGGAUAUUUUGUGUAAUUUGAAGUAGAUUGGCGACUAUUUCUUACUCCCAGUUGCUUAAAAAUGACAACUUUGAGAUAACCUCCUGCCCAAGUUAUACUGUUGAAAUGUAGAAAGCCAAGAAAGCAGGUAACCAGAGGGAACUCUUCUAUGGAAGGGCUCAUUUCUGGAACUAGAAACCAAUUCCUGGACUCAGAAUUCUUGACUUCGAAGCCUUUUGCACUGGACUCUGGUUGGCGGAUCUCUUGAGUUUUAGAAAACAAAGCAGGUCCUCGAGGCUAAAGUCUUGCCCAUCCCUAUACUGACCUAGAGAGAGCAGUACUCUUGAGUUUAUUUCUUUUGUUGUUAGUGGCUUGGUGUGCAAUUUAUGUUUUCAGUUUCUUUCUGACUCACAUCUGUGUUUUUCCUUUCUGAUUUCAGCUUUGGUGGCACCGUGGGUCAGUCCGUUAACAAAAUACAGUUCCAUGAUGACCCAGGCUGUACCAUAUACAUAUCCAGGUAUAACACCUAUCCCUUUAAUAAAGGCAGUUCCUUAGCAGAAGAGCAGCAUGAAAUAUUUGACUCCAUGUUUAGUGCAGCUGAUGUUAGACAGGAAUCUAUGGCUGAGCCACUUCUUUGGAGCAAGACAACUGAAGAUCUAAUAGAAGUGAUAUGUGAUGUUGUUGGGUUACUUGACAAAUAAAAAACUAAAGCAUACACACCCAAAUAAAAUAACUGACUGCCAGGUCUGGAAGGCAUGUACUGGAGAACUCCCAAAAUAGCUCAAUUGUCAUAUUCUUCACCUUUUAACAAAACAGUCAAAUUUUCACUACAAUUGGCCUCCUUGCAGGAGAAUUGAAAGUUGGCCAACACAUUCUUGAAAAUGAAUCCAUGGUAACUAAGAGGCAGUGUACCGCUAAAUACUACCACCCUACACUCUGAUUUGUGGGCAGAGGGUCUGCACCUAUAAAUCAAGCUGAUUGGCUGGCAAAACCAGAAUGGGCAUAGUUUUUCCAUCACUGCGUCUCUAUGCUAGGAGGAAAUGGUUCUCCCCUAGCAUUUCUCCCUGUAGCACAGCUUUUGUCAGGAAGAUGCAUUGGCGAGGUGGCUCUCUGACAAGCCAGUGGUCUACUUUGUGUUGCGGCACCAUUUUGUUCUGUACAGGGUCUCUUAGUCAAAUGCUUGUUGUGUCCUUCCCUAACAGAAGUAUUUGUUUGUAUCCAAGCUGCAGUUGGGAGAUAGACAUACUUGAUUUCUGUUCUUUUGCUCUCUCCAGUUCCAGUUCGGGAUGAUGGCAAUAUGCCAGAUAUUCCCUCCCACCCUUGUGACAAGGAAGGACCAAGUCUUGAAUGGCUAAAGAACUUCUGAGACAGGCCCUUGUGAAGAACAGGCCUAGAGAACCAACACUGAAGGGGCUACCCAGGCCUGCACUGCUCUCUGCUCUUUUGUGUACAUGUGUAACAUUUUCAGGAUAUAAUAAACUUGCUAACUUAAAAGCA
Molecule: messenger RNA, 4223 nt
Organism: Podarcis lilfordi (Lilford's wall lizard)
Lineage: Eukaryota; Metazoa; Chordata; Lepidosauria; Squamata; Lacertidae
Source: the annotation of a GenBank genome assembly